AUGAGUGACGCGCAGAAGCUUGGAACAAAUAUGCGAAGAGGUCAAACGAGGGGAGGAACAGAGGACACACCAAAACAUCAGGACAGAAACAACAAAUAUAUAAGAACAGAGGACAAACUAAAACAUCAGGACAGAAACAACAAAUAUAUAGGAACAGAGGACACACUAAAACAUCCGGACAGAAACAACAAAUAUAUAGGAACAGAGGACACACCAAAACAUCAGGACAAAAACAACAAAUAUAUAAGAACAGAGGACAAACUAAAACAUCAGGACAGAAACAACAAAUAUAUAGGAACAGAGGACACACUAAAACAUCCGGACAGAAACAACAAAUAUAUAGGAACAGAGGACACACCAAAACAUCAGGACAAAAACAACAAAUAUAUAGGAACAGAGGACACACUAAAACAUCAGGACAAAAACAACAAAUAUAUAAAAACAGAGGACAAACUAAAACAUCCGGACAGAAACAACAAAUAUAUAGGAACAGAGGACACACCGAAACAUCAGGACAGAAACAACAAAUAUAUAGGAACAGGGGACAAACUAAAACAUCAGGACAGAAACAACAAAUAUAUAGGAACAGAGGACACACCGAAACAUCCGGACAGAAACAACAAAUAUAUAGGAACAGAGGACACACUAAAACAUCAGGACAAAAACAACAAAUAUAUAAGAACAGAGGACAAACUAAAACAUCAGGACAAAAACAACAAAUAUAUAAGAACAGAGGACAAACUAAAACAUCCGGACAGAAACAACAAAUAUAUAGGAACAGAGGACACACCGAAACAUCAGGACAGAAACAACAAAUAUAUAGGAACAGGGGACAAACUAAAACAUCAGGACAGAAACAACAAAUAUAUAGGAACAGAUGACAAACUAAAACAUCCGGACAAAAACAACAAAUAUAUAGGAACAGAGGACACACCGAAACAUCAGGACAGAAACAACAAAUAUAUAGGAACAGAGGAGAAACUAAAACAUCAGGACAGAAACAACAAAUAUAUAAGAACAGAGGACAAACUAAAACAUCAGGACAGAAACAACAAAUAUAUAGGAACAGAGGACACACUAAAACAUCCGGACAGAAACAACAAAUAUAUAGGAACAGAGGAGAAACUAAAACAUCAGGACAGAAACAACAAAUAA
Pecten maximus is the source of this 1155-nucleotide messenger RNA. RefSeq names its product GATA zinc finger domain-containing protein 14-like. Gene Ontology annotation, biological process: intermediate filament organization. The record is from RefSeq and is a predicted model, not a curated record. Bases 1 to 1155 code for a protein of 384 amino acids. The transcript is spliced from 2 exons. NCBI's taxonomy places the organism in Eukaryota, Metazoa, Mollusca, Bivalvia, Pectinida, Pectinidae.